This is a messenger RNA of Nematocida major, 648 nucleotides long. RefSeq lists its product as uncharacterized. Bases 1 to 648 code for a protein of 215 amino acids. NCBI's taxonomy places the organism in Eukaryota, Fungi, Microsporidia. The transcript has a single exon. The record is from RefSeq and is a predicted model, not a curated record.
AUGAAAGCAAGCGAAGUUUUAAAGAGAGAAAUAGUGCACAAAUGGGCCAGAGAGAUAUCAAAGGAGAUAGAGACAGAAAGCAUUUUGAUCCUAAAGUACGAUCUUGUGCCGCGGGUGUGGGCUGAUGAAAUAAGCGAAGUGCUAAUGAAUGUAAGGAUCAGGAAUGCAUGCACUCGGCUGACAUGCCCAAAGACGUGCCCUGUGUGCGUGGCCGUGAUAGAAGCGAUGAAAAAAAAGGACAAAAUGCUCUGCAUCAACUGCAAGUCUCUUAAGCUGCUGUAUGUGAAGAUAAUGGACAUGCGGUAUCAGCCGGUGAAAAUCAUAAGCAUAGAUAAGGGCGUGAUGGGGUUUAUAAAAAGCGUGGAAGGCACAGAGAUAAUAGGCUGCAGCGAAAACAUGGUGCAUCUGCCUCCUGCCAUACACACGUUUUUCGAGCGCGUAGACCAGGACUACAUGAGCCCGGUUUUGAUAGUGAAGAUGCUGAAGUAUCUAGAGUACGAAAAAAGCAUCCGAGCAGACCCAACCCAGCUGGAAGACAUAAUUCUUGGCCUUCGGGUGAGCUUUUUGUGCGACUCCUCGUACAUAGAAACCUCGAGAAUGAAUCUAUACCGGCAGAACAAAGCUGAAAAAUCAGGUCUGCCUGGCUAG